CAUCGUCAACAACGAAAAAAAUUGUGAAGGGGAAAAAAAUGGGACCACCAUGCGCUGAAACCUGCAAUUUCAAAUGUCAAACCAAAAUUGGACCAAGGGAAAGGCAACAAUUAUUUGAUAGUUAUUGGAAACUUGGAAAUUUAGAUAAACAGCGUCAUUUUCUUCUCAAAUGCAUGGAAAAAAUUGCUCCAGCGGUGAGAUUUACAAACAAACACAACCCAAGACUAUUAAACAACUCUUUUAAUUUUUUUAUCGGUGAUGAGAAAAAAAGGGUUUGCAAGCGGUUCUUUAUGAACACUCUAGGUAUAAGUGAUAGACCCAUCAGAACCGUUUUGAAAAAAACGAAUGAAAUGGGAUUUUUGGAACCGGAAAAAAGAGGAAAACAUGCCAACCACUAUCAAAUCGAUGGUAGGAUCAAACAAUCAGUUAGAGAUUUCAUUAAUGGCAUUCCACGAAUGGAAAGUCAUUACCUCAGAGCGCAAACAUCGCGCGAAUAUAUUGAAGGUGGUAGAAGCCUCGCUGACCUUCACCGAGACUAUAAAAAACAGCAAGAUGAGAAAGGAGAGUCGCAUGCAAAUCUUGUAAUGUUCUCAAAAAUUUUUAAUGAAGAAUUCAACAUUUCAUUUUUCUCUCCCAAAGAAGAUUUAUGCAACUUAUGCGAGUCUUUUAAGAAUACUCCUGAUGACCCUACGCUGACAGAAAAAUAUGAUGAUCACCAAUAUGAGAAAGUACUCAGCAGGAUAAGUAAAGACUUGGACAAAGAUAAUGCACGUGAAAACACAUCUUUCAUUGUCGCCUGCUUCGACUUACAAGCUGUGAUGCCAUUCCCUCGUGGCAACACCUCAUUGUUUUAUUACAAGUCUAAGGUUAACUGCUAUAAUUUUACCAUAACCAACAUUUUAAAUGGUGAGACGAAAUGUUAUUUUUGGCAUCAGGGAGAAGGAAACAGGGGAGCUAAUGAAAUAGCGUCCUGUAUCUUCCAAUAUUUGGAAGACCUGACCAUAAAAAUGAAUGAUGAAAAUUUAGAAGUUGUGUUUUACAGUGACAAUUGUUGUGGACAGAACAAGAAUAAAUUUGUCAUGGCGAUGUUCUUGUAUGCUGUUCAUCACUUAAAAAUAAAAAGUAUAAGCCACAGAUUUCUAAUCUGCGGUCAUACGCAGAAUGAAGGCGACGCUGCUCAUUCAGUGAUCGAAAAAGCUGUGAAGCAAGCUCUGAAGAGAGGGCCAAUAUUUUUACCUCAACAAUAUGUAACAAUUAUACGAGGCGCUAAAAAGACAGGGUUACCCUAUGAAGUGAAAGAACUGUGCUAUAGUGAUUUUUAUGACAUAAAGAACCUUCAGACACAGCUGGGCAACAACUUUGAUAGAGGGAUAAACGGGGAAACAGUUUUAUGUUCAAAUAUAAAAGUCGUGAAAUAUGAAAAGGAUAAACCUUUUUCUCUCCAAGUGAAAACCUCCUAUGAAAGUGAAGAUUAUCUGGAGAUAGUAACAAGAAAGAGAACAAGGAAAAAUCAGAUGGUUCUGGUUCCGGCCUAUACAACUAGGCCAAGGAUUGAUGCAAAGAAAAAAAGAGACUUACUAGAGUUAUUUGAUGCUAGCGCGAUUCCUAAGUCGUACUUACUUGUUUAUCAGGUCUUAUUGGAUUUUGACAAUAGCCUUUAA
Molecule: messenger RNA, 1661 nt
Organism: Sitophilus oryzae (rice weevil)
Lineage: Eukaryota; Metazoa; Arthropoda; Insecta; Coleoptera; Curculionidae
Exons: 1
Coding region: 39-1661 (540 amino acids)
Source: RefSeq, a predicted model, not a curated record